AUGGCAUCAACCUCGGCGACCAUCUCAUUCCCAAAGACAUCGAUUGCAUCUUUCCACGCACCUCUCGAGCAAUACAAACGAAUCGUGGCCUUCCUCGGAGCCGGAAACUGUCAUGGGGCCGAGUCCGAAGCGUUGUCGAGUGUGAAAGCAUUCAACGAGACGCCACAAAUAGUCUUGGAGUAUUACGAAGAACGACGACGUCAGGCUCGAGAGGCUCGGCCAAAUGCUGCGCACGAAGCCAUAGCAGCACUGGCACGAGUCAAGGGUCCGGCGAAUUUCAUGGCUAUGGAUAUGAACGUUGACGGAUUGUGUUCGAGAGCUGGACACCCCAAGCAUCAACUCUUCGAAAUGCAUGGCAAUCUCUUCGACGCGAAGUGCUCGAGACUUGAGUGUGAGUACUUCAAGGAGGAGUUCUUCAACGACGAGUACAGCACCAUGGCCAGACAAACCCGGCCACGCUGUCCAAGAUGCAACAGCGACCUCCGCCCUGCAGUUGUCUGGUCUGGAGAGAACUUACGCAAAGACGCGGUCGACGCUGCGGAAGGCUUUCUCUCUGAGAUCGAACCCAUCGAUCUGAUCCUGGUUAUAGGGACUACGGCCCAAAUCUGGCCGGCUGCUGGAUUCGUGGACUCUGCGAUCGAGAAGGGAGCCAGCGUCGCCAUGGUCAACGUCGAUAGAGGCAACCUCGUUCCCGAAGGAGGUGCUCUAGGGCUCACAGGAAAGGACUGGUUCUCUGUGGGCGAUCCAGCGGAUGUGGUGCCAAGGUUGCUGGCGCCUCUAGUUGGGAAUCAGUACAUCAGGUUGUGA
Messenger RNA from Zasmidium cellare ATCC 36951, 807 nucleotides. RefSeq lists its product as uncharacterized. Bases 1 to 807 code for a protein of 268 amino acids. The record is from RefSeq and is a predicted model, not a curated record. Gene Ontology annotation, molecular function: NAD+ binding. Lineage: Eukaryota; Fungi; Ascomycota; Dothideomycetes; Mycosphaerellales; Mycosphaerellaceae. The transcript is spliced from 2 exons.